Octopus bimaculoides (California two-spot octopus) is the source of this 411-nucleotide messenger RNA. Its product is annotated as histone-lysine N-methyltransferase SETMAR-like. The record is from RefSeq and is a predicted model, not a curated record. NCBI's taxonomy places the organism in Eukaryota, Metazoa, Mollusca, Cephalopoda, Octopoda, Octopodidae.
AUGACUCACAAAGAGGGAGCAGGACACCCUUCAACGUCCACCACUGACGAGUAUAUUCAGCAAGCUUGCGAGAUGGUAACGGUGAACUGGCGAGUUAUCAUCGAUGAAGUAGCUCGUUCUCUGCAGAUUAAUCAUGGUUCUGCCUAUCAAAUCAUACAUUAUGAGCUUGGCUUCCAUAAAGCCUGUGCAAGAUGGGCGCCAAGAGAGCUUACCGCAGAGCAGAAGAGGAAAGGUCUUGAGGUCUGCUUAUUCGAUCGCUGCAACAAUGAGGGCGAGGAUUUUUUGAGCAGAAUAGUUACAGGAGAUGAAACUAUUAUCGAUCGGGUUACUAUUGCUUUUACCUACUCUGAAAUGAAUCUAGUAUUGAUGAAACUUAAAUAUUUAAAGUCUUAUUGCGUUGGAGAUUCUUAG